Messenger RNA from Drosophila subobscura, 1850 nucleotides. Its product is annotated as NEDD8 ultimate buster 1. Gene Ontology annotation, biological process: regulation of ubiquitin-dependent protein catabolic process. Gene Ontology annotation, molecular function: protein binding. The record is from RefSeq and is a predicted model, not a curated record. The coding region runs from base 28 to 1818 and encodes 596 amino acids. NCBI's taxonomy places the organism in Eukaryota, Metazoa, Arthropoda, Insecta, Diptera, Drosophilidae. The transcript has a single exon.
UCACACAAUUUCUUUUCAUUCCCAAAAAUGUCGCAAAUUGACAAUACUUUAAUCAAAGUGCGCGCCCGCUUGCGCGAGCGCAACAUCAAGCUGUGGGAGGAGCCCUACUACCUCGAGGGCAUCGGCAGCACUGAGUCUGAGCUGGAGCGUUUGUCGCAGGAAAUGAGCACGGAGCUGGGCAUCAGUGUGUCCAGCUGCCAGAGUGCGUUGUCCGAGAUGCAGGACGGGGAGCUGCGCAAGUUGGCCGCCAGCCGUGAGUACGAAGAGACUGGCCUGGCCACAUUCAAUGUGCGGGGCGUGGAGACCCGCGGCGGCACAGCCCAAAUGAUGGAGAUCAAGUGCCUGAUGGCUGGCUUGGGCUCGGAGCUGCAGGACAAAGUGGCACAGCGGCUGCAGCUGAGCGGUGGCAGCCACAUCAAGAUCAUCUCCGCCGGGCGCAUACUCUCCGGCCAGCAGUCGCUCGCCUCGCAGGGCCUGCAAAACAACCAACAGCUGAUGGUUGUGGUGGGCCAAUGUCGGGGCAAUGAGGUGGCUGGCGAGGCCUUGCACGAGCGCCUCCAAACGAUACGCCAGGAUAUCUUGCUGAUUGUCGAGUCGGAUCACCGCUUUGUGGUCCUUGCGGACCAGGUCGGCAAUCCGCUCGUUCUGCCAGAAGCAGAGCUCCGUGCCCUGGUCAGGGCGUUGAGUUUCAGCGAGAUGGGCCGCGCUGCCAUGUUCCGGGAGGAGUACGACCUGGCACUGCUGCUGCUGCUGGAGGGAGACGAAUUCUUCCCCAGCUGCCGUUCCUAUCAGCCUGUCUUGCUGGAGGCCGUGGACAACUGUGCGCUGAUCAAUCUGGACAUUGUGUGGUGCUAUUUGUGCCUGAAGAACAUCACCCAGCUGCCGGAUGCCCAGCGGCGUUUGCAAAUCUGCGAGAAGAAGUUUCGACGCACCUACGGCGACAAUCUCGAUCGCUUCAAUGAGAUGAACUCUCCGAAUCGGGCUCUGAUCGUGCGCCUCCACCUGCUGCAGGGCGUUGUCUUCUUUCAUUUGAAUCGCCGCGACAAGGCCCACGAGCGACUGGAACUGGCGGCCGCUGCGCUGGCCGAGCUGAAGGUCAACCCGGAGCUGCUCCAGCAGAUGGUGGACAUGGGCUUCACUGCAUCGGAUGCCAGGGUAGCCCUGCGCGCCACCGCUGGCCGCAUUGAUCGGGCCGUGGACUUUAUCAGCGAACGCAAGAAGCUCAAGGAGGCACGAGACGAGACUCUGCAGGGGCUUCAGGUCCAUAAUUAUGGGGGUGGCGCCUGCCCCCGUGCUGUCUGUAGCCUCAUUAACAUGGGCUUUGACCAGCAGCUGGUGGUGGAGGCAUUGAAACGCACCAAAAACAAUCUGGAACGCAGCAUUGAUCUGCUGCAGCAUGAGGCAGACGAGCUGCGUGCCAAUCUGCCCGCAGCCCAGCCCGCGGAUGGGGCACUCCUCGCCACACUCCAGCAACUCGGCUUUACCUUGGCCACAGCCCGUACUGCGCUUGAGACUUCAGAGAACAACUUGGAGGCAGCCAUUCAGUUCCUAUUGAAAAUGUUGUCCGUAAAGGUGCUACGGAGCAUCAUUGAAGCGAUGACACGCCUGCUGGAAGAUCACGCUGCAUCGGGAUCACCAUGUGCAUUGCCGGCACUCGUCCAAACGGUGCUCGAACAGGCCAAGUCCAGGUUGGAGUCGUUCACAGCCUUUCAACGUUUCAAAGCAGAGGUUAUUGGCAACGCCAUGAUGUACUUGGACUUGCCAUUGGAGCAGGAGGAGCAAAUACUGAUGGAAUACAAGAACCUGUUGGAACGUUAACACAUUUAUCUUGUUAUAAAUUGUAGCAGCCA